Paramecium tetraurelia is the source of this 543-nucleotide messenger RNA. RefSeq lists its product as uncharacterized. The record is from RefSeq and is a predicted model, not a curated record. NCBI's taxonomy places the organism in Eukaryota, Ciliophora, Oligohymenophorea, Peniculida, Parameciidae. The transcript has 3 exons.
AUGUAGACAUUCCCGAAAAAGAUCCAAAAUUCGUAUUGUUAGAUUUAGGUCCUUUUUGUAAUUGCACACUUGAUAAAUAUCCUGGAUAAUCAUGCUAAUUUGAUGAUUAUCAACAUACUUUAUAAGUUGUAACUCUUUUUAUUUCCCCUUCCUAUUUGGGGUUUAACAUUGGCCAGGGUUUUUUUGCACAAAUUCUUAUUAAUAUAUAGAUUUAUUAAGAUGGAGAUUCGGCUUGUUGAGACAAUUUUUCCCAUUGCAAUGAUGUUUCCCACAAUUACAUAAGUAAACACCAUCAAUUACCUCCAAGAUGAUCAAAAUAUUGUUAAUAUUUGUCAUCCUCCUGACUAUAUCGAUUUUUUUGAUGAUUCACCAACUUCUCAAAAACCUAUCAUAAAAUUCCAUAAUACUUUAGAUUAAGUGUAAUUGAACCCUUUGGAUGAAUUCGAGUUUUUAUUAGAACUGGAUGAACGUAUAAUUAUUUUUUAAGCAGGCAUAUUUUAUUAUUAAUAAUGCCAAUUCACUGAAAUUUAAAGAAUUUCUUGA